AUGGCGUUAGCGAUCCUCCCAGCGAUCAUCGUCAGUUUUGUAGUCCUUGUAGGAUUACUCGGCACAUACUACAUCUGCCAAGCAUACAGGCGCGUGCGCUUCGCAGUGCCGGAUGUGGAGCGCACCCGCGACAUCGAAAACGUCGAGCAUUUCAAACAGCAAAUCAUCCAGCUACGCGACGUCGAACUUCCGCAUCAACAAUACCAUAGUGUCGGGAAACCGCUGCCACAUAUUCCGGAGAUUGAGUAUACGGGCGGUGAGGGACUUGUAAGUCCACCUGAACGGGUCUUCCUCUCUAUCGAAGAGGUCAAAGAAAGCAGCAAGGGAACAGCUGGGGAGAUUAGUAAUUUCCAAAAACUGGACUUACACGCAGGAAGACCUUGGAAUUCUGUAACGGAUGGCUACGGAAACUCGCUGGUAGAACAGCCUGAGCUACUCUCCCCGAAGCCUGUGCGAAAAGUAACGAGAAAACUGAAGGCAGUACCUGCGAAUACCGCAUACGAUCCUGCGCAAACAGUAGCGGCGGACAUAUGGGAGAAAAUCCAUAAAGGCGAGCUACAGCCCUCACGACGCAAGCCAGAAAAGAAGCUGCCAAAGUCAUCAAACGCACCGAUACCGGAAGUACUUCGAGAUUCUGCAGAGUUCGAAAACGAUGCUUUACAAGAUAUUGACCUUGGUAGCAGCACCAAAGAAUGGGCAAAGGUCAGUGUUUCGUCUGCUUAUGUCACAAAACGCCCAAUCAAGAGGGGGUCGUUCGAUAGUGUGACUACGGUCGUCGAUGCUAACAACGUGAGUAUCGAACGGCCAACGUCAUAUGUCAAGCAUAAACAAAGUAUGGACACCGAAGCCGUCAUGCCAAGGCAGUCGCUUGAUCGAGCUGCAAAGACGCGUCGCAAGAUCCUGGAUGCAAGGAAUCAAAUGGCGGAAAGGAAGAAGCAAGAGGAAAAGGAGCGUCAAGCAGAGGAGCGAAGACAAGCAGAAGAGCAAGAGGAGCGCGCGGCAGAGCAACAGAGGCUGGUUGAGGAAAAUCGACGGCAGAAGGAUGAAGAAAGAGCUCGCUCGUUGGCACAAGUGACUCAGGCCGAGAACGUGGACCUAUACGACACGAAUGAUUCUGGAGCUCAAUUACACUCUACCAGGCGGAGAUCCAAUACCUCUACCGUAUCGAAGCGCGAACGUAAAGCUCGCGAGAAGCCUCUUAUGCGUUCUCCUAAACGAGCAAACACGUUUGCUAACGAUGUGACUCCUAGUGCCCAUAGUUCCAUGUCGGACAAGAAGCCCGGUGGCAGUAGUAACGGAACUUCUAGAAGUAUGAGUAUGAAUGAACAGGCAAGGCCAGACUUCAACACGACGGUCACAUCGAUUGCUGAGGGUGGCUACGCAGAUAACAGUGUUAGAAUGCGGGAUGCCGGCAAUAGCAGAACGAUAGAGGCAUUCUACGCAGUCUUGGAAGCGCGAUGGAUCGGGGUUGAGAGGUGGAGGAAAAUGUUUGUGGCUGAGCCCGAGGAGAUGUCAGAGUCGGAGGACGGAGAUGGCCAUGGUGACUGGGAACGCCAAGAGGAAGAGAGGAAGGAUAGUGUGAGGAUGCGUGGUGGUGCUGGGGAGAAGACAGUGGAGUCGGGGUGUGAAAGUGGAGCUGGUACUGAGGAGGACGACGAGAGCGAUGCUGACGAAGUUGAACACUCUGGUAACGACCACUCAGAAAGCGAAUAUUUGGAAAAUGAGCGCUCUGAAAGCGAAGAUGACACUGAGGAACACGACUCCUCCGAGGAUAGGGUUUCAGAGGAUGAUGCACCGGAAGACGAGCAUUCGGAGUCUGAAGUCUCCAAUGAUGAAGCUUCCGAUGCUGGUACAUCGGACGAUGAAUCUGGAGAGAAAGGAUCGGAUUAUGGACAUGAGCAGGCGUUAUCGCAGACGCCGGUUUAA
Messenger RNA from Alternaria atra, 1926 nucleotides. RefSeq lists its product as uncharacterized. Lineage: Eukaryota; Fungi; Ascomycota; Dothideomycetes; Pleosporales; Pleosporaceae. The transcript is spliced from 3 exons. The coding region runs from base 1 to 1926 and encodes 641 amino acids. The record is from RefSeq and is a predicted model, not a curated record.